Molecule: messenger RNA, 602 nt
Organism: Candidula unifasciata
Lineage: Eukaryota; Metazoa; Mollusca; Gastropoda; Stylommatophora; Geomitridae
Source: the annotation of a GenBank genome assembly
GCUCGUCGACUGACUACGGGCUUGUCAAUUCUCCAGACGUUAAUGCUACUCAACCAUAUGUUCUUUGGUAUUCGGAACAAGGAUGAUCCUGGCCAGUUCAUUGAGGUCUUAAGCCAAAGGAUACACGUGACCAGCGUCAUCAUUGGCAUUCAGACUGCGUUCAUCAUUUUCUUUGUAGGGCUUGGAAUUUCUACGCUUUUCAAUAGUAUUGCUCCAUAUCCAAAAGAGGUCGUGGAUUAUAAUAAACAGUACCAUGCCGUGUUGGAUUUCCUUGAUCGGAUGAAGACCAAAUCGGCCGCACUAGCACGGACCGGUGACGACAGUGAAGACAGUGAUUACAGCGAUGAGUCGGGCAGCAGUGAGUCUUCUAGCGAGAGCAGCAUGGACAAGGAUUCAAAUGCAAGUAACAAAUCCUUGAAAGGCGAUCACACCAGAGGAAGAAGAGAGAGCAGCGUAGACGAACAGCAGGCAACUGUUAAACGUGUGUCUAAGAGGGAUAGAAUGUCUUCUGAGCAAAUCAUAUCGGCACCCGACACCAUUGAGAUACCUGAUGCCUAUGCCACUGAAAAACCUGCCGAAGUACCAAGUACGACAAGCUUCCU